UGCAGAAAAUAGUAUAUUCCGAAAUCCCAAUGCUGCAAAUCCUCAGCACCACCACCAACGACUCCUCACAAAAACCCUAAACCCUAAUUGUCCGGAGAUAUUCUUCCUUGAAUUGAAUCCACACGGAACGCAUUGAUGGCUUUCCGACGGAGCGUCGCCGCGCGCGCUAAAACUCUCUAUCAGCAGCAGCGAAUCGCCGUUCCAUUCUCGCACAUCGAUCGCGACGAUGGCGACAGCGAAAAUUUGCCCCGGCAUAGCCCUAUUUACAAUGGCAGUGGGAUCCCCGACAUUCUGCGGCAGCGCAGGCAGUUCGCGGCCGGACCAAAUCUAGGAGGUUUUUACGGAUCGAGGAAUUUGUUUCAGGAUCGGAGAUUUGCAAUUCCAGCUGCUUUCGCGGCGGCUUCUGUGAGGAAAAUGUCAACUCUUGAAAAUGAGGCGGGUGGUGACAAGAUUGAGAUAAUGACUGACAUGGCGGAUGUGCUAGGAGAGACGGCUGUACAGGUGGCACAGGCGGCCCCGGAGGUGGGUGAGGUGGCAGCUGCGGCAGCAGACUCGUUCUUACCUGUGGCUGCACUGCAAUACUUGAUAGAUUACGUGCACACGUUUACAGGGCUGAAUUGGUGGGCGGCGAUUGUUGUUACAACGGUAUUGAUCCGGACGCUUCAACUUCCUCUUACAAUUCAUCAAAUUAAAGCUACUGCAAAAUUCACUCUUAUAAGGCCCAAAUUGGAGGAGAUUCAGCAAGAAAUGAAAGAUAGGGAUAUGAGUCCCGCUGCUGUGCUUGAAGGCCAGGCUAAAAUGAAAAGAAUAUUUAAUGAAUAUGGUGUCACACCGUUCACCCCUUUAAAGGGAAUUCUAAUUGUUGGACCUGUCUUUCUCUGUUUCUUCUUAGCAAUCAACAACAUGGCGGAAAAGGUCCAGUCUUUCCAACAGGGAGGAGCAUUCUGGUUUACUGAUUUGACUACCCCGGAUACAAUGUAUAUUUUUCCAGUUUUGACGGCAUUGACAUUUUGGAUAACGGUGGAGUGCAAUGCUCAAGAAGGUUUGGAAGGCAAUCCAGCUGCCAAAACCAUCAAGAACGUCUCGAGGGUCUUUGCAGCAUUGACGGUCCCUCUCACUGCAAGUUUCUCUAAGGCUAUAUUCUGCUACUGGAUUACCUCGAAUCUGUAUUCCCUCGCGUAUGGAUUGGUUAUAAAGAAGCCUGAGGUAAAGAAGAUGUUGGGAAUCCCGGAUAUUCCAGUACCACCUCCGUCGGCUAAUCAGAAACCCGCCGUCCCAUUUUUCGAGAUGCUGAAGAAGUACACAGCUGCCCAGCAGCGGAUUAAUUCUUUACCGCCUCCAGCAGAUAGAUCCCUAUCCCCACCAGAGCAGUCUUCAUCACCAUCAUCUGCUGAUGAAAUGUCAAAGCCAGGAAGUAGGAAGUUACGGUCAACGCCGUCAUCAGCGCUUAGCCGGAGGAUUAAGAACUUAGAGAAAGAGGUCAAGGGAAGGAAGAAAGGGAACAAGAGAUCUUCCGGGUGAUGGAAAACUAAGAAAUAUAUAACCAAAGAAAUGUAAUAGUUAUUUUUAAUAAUGCAAAUUUAAACUCAUUCUCUUAGCCACCAUGUUUUUGACUUGGAGAGAGAGAGAUUAAUUUUAUUUUGGCCCUGA
This is a messenger RNA of Salvia hispanica, 1650 nucleotides long. RefSeq names its product mitochondrial inner membrane protein OXA1-like. Gene Ontology annotation, cellular component: mitochondrial inner membrane. Gene Ontology annotation, biological process: protein insertion into mitochondrial inner membrane from matrix. NCBI's taxonomy places the organism in Eukaryota, Viridiplantae, Streptophyta, Magnoliopsida, Lamiales, Lamiaceae. The record is from RefSeq and is a predicted model, not a curated record. Gene Ontology annotation, molecular function: membrane insertase activity.